AUGCCACCUGUAGGUAGAGUUGAGCCACUGAUAACUACACUUAUGUGGAGGAACCUGAUUUCACAGGCAUUGUACCAGGUUAUGGUACAACUGGUUUUAGAAUUGAGGGGAAGAUCAAUCUUUCAUGUUACUAACAAGGUCAAGAACACGAUUAUCUUAAAUUCUUUUGUCCUAUGCCAAGUGUUCAAUGAGUUAAAUGCAAGGGAACUGGAGAACAAGAACAUAAUUAAGGGAGUUGGUAAGAAUAGGUUGUUCAUUGUAAUUGUGAGCCUAACUGUUGUUCUUCAGCUAGUGAAGGUUGAGUUUCUGAAAAAGAUACCCAAUACUGAGAGAUUGACUUGGGAGCAAUGGGGUGUUUGUGUUAGCAUUCCAGCUUUGUCUUGGACAAUUGGUGUGCUGGUGAAGUGUAACCCACUUGUUCACAAGAAAAAUUAG
Molecule: messenger RNA, 435 nt
Organism: Vigna angularis (adzuki bean)
Lineage: Eukaryota; Viridiplantae; Streptophyta; Magnoliopsida; Fabales; Fabaceae
Product: putative calcium-transporting ATPase 13, plasma membrane-type
Exons: 1
Coding region: 1-435 (144 amino acids)
Cellular component (GO): intracellular membrane-bounded organelle
Molecular function (GO): P-type calcium transporter activity
Source: RefSeq, a predicted model, not a curated record